UAGGUUUGUUUUGGGGAAAAGCCGGUGCCUCCAAUCUGAGUGAGACGAUGGAAAACGAAUACAGAGAUUGGUCACAACUUGUUCCUGAGAUCUUGGAUUUGAUAGCAUCACGCUUGAGUCUUGCUGAUUAUUACAGGUUUGGAUCGGUUUGCACUACAUGGAGGCAUUCAAGAUCUUCUUAUCGUCAUCCCAUUCCAUGGUUACUGUAUUCCAGGUUUCGAACAUCCAAAAGCAGAGGCUUCUAUUGCCUCCAGAACAAAAGAUUCUACCAAAUCCCCAUGCCAGAAGCUUUUCGCCAAGGUUGGUGGUCUGGAUCCUCUCAUGGUUGGCUGAUUAUGUUUAACCAGAAGAACUACAGUGACUCUUUAUUCAACCCUUUCACUGGAAAUACGAUCCCACUGCCAAACAACCACCAUAACCUGAACCACGGCGACCUGUUCAACUUUUCUGUAUGGAAGAAGAGAUUUACAUCUUGCAUCAAAGCUAUUUUAUCAUCGGAGCCCACUCUGGCAAACAUAGCUGCUGGUCGGUGUGUGGUUGCUGCAAUUGUCAUCCGGGAUGAGGUUUCUGCAGCUGCUUGGUGGGAUGAUGGUGAUAACCAUGAUGAUCAUCUUCUAGCUCGGUGGGAUGAUGAUGGCAACCAUGAUUAUCAUCUCCUAGUGUUUUGCCGUCCAGGAGAUGAAAACUGGACACCGUGUGUGAUUCCAAAUGAUUUUGAUUUGGAAAUUGCCAACAUAAUUUUCAGUGACGGAAAGUUAUAUGGCAUCACCCGAUUCCUUCACCUCUAUGUUUUCGACAUCAACGAUAAGGCUAUUUCUUGGAGAAAAUUGCUAACACAUCCACCUAGUACUAUAACUUCGAAAGAAAAAGCUUUUCAUAACCCCUUAUACAUGGUGGAAUCAAGAGGAGAACUUCUAUUGAUUAUUAGGGUAAUGUCAUUGCAACUACGUCCUGGACCUUCACGUCGCUACACAAAGUCAUUCUCAAUAUUUAAGCUGGACUCAAGGACUGAUCCCGCAAGUUGGGUUAGAGUAGAAGACAUCCAUGGUCGGGUCUUGUUUGUUGGUAGAGAUCAACCGCAAUUAAUUGAAUUGUCUGGCUUCCAUGAAUGGUCUGGUUUCGAAAGCAAUUGCAUCUAUUACGUUGAUGAUGAUUACGACGACGCUGAGAAUUCAAGCCCUGAGAUUGGCGUGUUUAGAUUAGAUGGACGACUACGACUGCUUCCGAGGGGUAUUUCUAUCAUACCAUUUUUUGGUUAUCCGUGUCUCUUUCCAUCUAUUUGGUUUACUCCGAAUCCAUAGUAAACAUACAAAAAACCCCAUAAAUUAUUUUUCAUUUUUCAUACCAGUCAAUUUUCCUUUCUUCAUUUUCUAUUAUAAGUCGGUUUAUGUAAAUUGCAACAAAUCCUCGUUUUAACUUUUUUAA
Messenger RNA from Tripterygium wilfordii, 1425 nucleotides. Its product is annotated as F-box/kelch-repeat protein At1g57790-like. The transcript has a single exon. Lineage: Eukaryota; Viridiplantae; Streptophyta; Magnoliopsida; Celastrales; Celastraceae. The record is from RefSeq and is a predicted model, not a curated record. Gene Ontology annotation, molecular function: protein binding. Bases 48 to 1301 code for a protein of 417 amino acids.